This is a messenger RNA of Bacillus rossius redtenbacheri, 2106 nucleotides long. Its product is annotated as protein dpy-30 homolog. The record is from RefSeq and is a predicted model, not a curated record. The transcript is spliced from 3 exons. The coding region runs from base 95 to 340 and encodes 81 amino acids. Lineage: Eukaryota; Metazoa; Arthropoda; Insecta; Phasmatodea; Bacillidae.
CACUUAUUGUUCAGGAAGUGUCAUGGCCGCUAAGUGUAUGUAGAUGGUGAUGCUGUUAGGUCUAGUUUUAUUUUUAUUCCGGUAAACAACAAUUAUGUCGACGAAUGGAGUGGACCAGCCGGCCGCCAAGGAGUCGGCGGAGCCCCAGCCCUCUGGGAGCAACGGCCUCUCCGACGCCGCCAUCAAGGUGAUAUCGGCUGAGAAAGAGGCAGCGCAGGCAGAGAUACCAGCCAAGAAGUCGAGAGUGGACCUGCAGUCCCUGCCUACCAGGCAGUACCUGGACCAGACAGUGGUGCCCAUCUUGCUGCAAGCGCUCUCCACUCUCGCCAAGGAGCGGUGAGUGGACACAGCCCCUCUACACUCGUCUGUGCUCUCUGCUGUGUAGUGUAGCGAUGUGUUCACAGGCAGUACCUGGACCAGACAGUGGUGCCCAUCCUGCUGCAAGCGCUCUCCACUCUCGCCAAGGAGCGGUGAGUGGACACAGCCCCUCUACUCUCUGCUGUGUAGUGUAGCGAUGUGUUCCCAGGCAGUACCUGGACCAGACAGUGGUGCCCAUCUUGCUGCAAGCGCUCUCCACUCUCGCCAAGGAGCGGUGAGUGGACACAGCCCCUCUACUCUCUGCUGUGUAGUGUAGCGAUGUGUUCCCAGGCAGUACCUGGACCAGACAGUGGUGCCCAUCUUGCUGCAAGCGCUCUCCACUCUCGCCAAGGAGCGGUGAGUGGACACAGCACCUCUACUCUCGUCUGUGCUCUCUGCUGUGUAGUGUAGCGAUGUGUUCCCAGGCAGUACCUGGACCAGACAGUGGUGCCCAUCUUGCUGCAAGCGCUCUCCACUCUCGCCAAGGAGCGGUGAGUGCUCUCUGCAUCUCCUCUUCUGUUGUUAGUGUUUUUGCUGACCUGCGAACCCAGUGAACUGCCUUACUUUUAGAAAUUUUCUCAUUAUGUCUCCAGCUGCAGUAUGUCCAUCUCAUCGUAUAAUGAUGUUUGUUGUCUUUAUACUGGCACACACUAUCAACUACUGGCAGUAGUUAGCGUCAAGAACUUUUCUUAGUGAGUAAACAGCUGAAAUGUGCCUUAGCGUGUCACAUUCUAAGAUUGCCGUGUGCUUUUAAAUGAGCAUUUACUAGCUCUUUCUAGAGCACAAUUCUUGCCAUUAGCACUGUACUUGUUUCUGUGUGCUCUGUUGCCAAAUGUACACCGUAGAGUGCAAACUAUGUAGACUCAACUUUGUAAUGAAAUUAAUAAUUUUUCAAAGGUAUAUGAAACAUAAUUUUUUUUUUACAAGUAAAAUAUGAAAUAAGAAUUAUAAGGAAAUACAUUUGUUAUAGUUCAUCAAAAGCAACAUUUGAUAGUAAUCAAUUUUUUAUUUCAUAGGAGACGUAAUUGAAAGAUAAAAUUUUUUUAAAAAUUGUUUUUGUAAAAAUAAAUUUCUAUAUUUUCAAAAAAAAUUUGCUCUUUAGAUAAUAUCAUGUCAUUUUACAGAAUGCCAUGUUUUUAAUAGUGUCUCCUGUGAAAUAAUCAUUGGUGUUUAGCAUUGGAUUGUUUUUCAUUUGGUAUGACUGGAAAAUUAUAAUACUGUCAAUAGACAGUAAUUUAUGGUGGUAGUAAAUUUUGAAAAUAUGAAUACUUAUUAUAAAUAACGACGGUAUACAAAAUAAGAAUUGUAAUGUUGCCGAGCCGGGUGGUAUCUCAUUGCGAAGCGUGUUUGUGGUAUCUCAUUGCGAAGCGUGGUUGCUUGCAGUCCGGCCGACCCCAUCAACUACCUAGCAGCGUUCCUGCUGAAGAACAAGUCGCAGUACGACACCAGCUCCGUCUCCACCGCUCCCAGUCAGUGAACCUGGCGUGUGCUUGUGUGCUUCUGUACUCUUCAUGUAAACAUUUUGAAUAAGUGGUUAACUUUAUGGGAAGUGUAAUUAGUUAACCUCUAAAACAUUUUCAGGUUUUCCUAAAACUUCCAUUGUUUUUAUUGUAGAGAUGGAUGUGUGAUCAGAACAUGUAAUGUGGUCUUAAAAUAUCUACAGCGAACUAAUUAUUUCUUAAUGAACCUGUCUUUAAUGUACAGUUUUGUAAUUUGGAAAAAUAAUAAAUUUAUAGUAUUUGUAAGGUA